CUAUAAGUGAUUCUCAAGUCUGCAGUCUCAAAUAAUCGAUUACUCAUCAACCAACUCACUACACCUACAUUAUAUAUAUCACCAUCUUACUCUGAAGGUUGAAGCUAUUGCAUCUCCUAUCUUCACAAUCUCAUUCAUACUUCAAAUCAUACAAAUCAAUCAUGCCUGUCGUCAAAAACCGUGCUGUGAUCUUUCAAUCUCCUCCUACUGGUGGUUAUCCUGUCGAAGGUCAACAUCUAGUCUACUCCGAGUCUAACGAGAUCGAUGUUGAGAAUGUCGAUAUCAAAGACGGUGUGUUAGUCAGAAACAGAGUAGUAUCUAUUGAUCCUUACCAACGAGGUCGUAUGCGAGCUCCCGAGGUUGAGUCCUAUAGCGCACCUUUCAAACUCAAUUCACCUAUCACAAACUAUGGGGUUGGAAAAGUGAUUCGAUCGAAUGAUGAUCGAUUCAAAGUGGGUGAUGAGAUCUUUUCAAACUCGACUGGGUUUGAAGAAUACACUAUUAUCUCUAAGAAAGGUUUAGAUGAUGUGGCUACUCGAGUGAUUGAUCAAAAGAUUGGUUUACCUAUUGAGAAAUGGACUGGUGCAGCUGGAAUGCCUGGAAUGACGGCUUAUUAUGGGUUUUAUGAAAUCGGUCAACCAAAGAAAGGUGAAACGAUCUUUAUAUCAGCCGCAUCAGGUGCAGUAGGUCAAAUUGUGGCUCAAUUAGCCAAGCGAGAAGGUUUAAAAGUCAUUGGAUCUUGUGGUUCGGAUGAGAAAGUAGAAUAUUUAAAGAACGAACUCAAAUUCGAUCAUGCGUUUAAUUAUAAAACUUGUAAUAAUCUUGAAGAAUUGAAAAAGUUUGAACCGAUUGAUAUUUAUUGGGAUAAUGUAGGAGGUGAAACCCUCGAUGAUUUCUUUUUGGUGGCAGCUGUUCGUGCCAGAAUCAUCGCUUGUGGGAUAUUGAAAUGCUUUCAUGAAUUGCUUCCUCAGAUGAUAUCUCAAUACAACGUUUCUGGUGAACCUUAUGGAAUCAAGAACAUCAUGUUAACGGUUGGAAAAUCCAUCAAGAUGCAAGGCUUUAUCAUCAUCAACCCUGAAUGUUGGAAACCUACGGCUCCUAAGUUUUACGGAUCCGUACCUCAAUGGUUGGUUAAAGGAGAAAUCAAAUCAAAAGAAGAUGUAACUAAAGGAUUAAAGAAUGCGAUUGGUAGUUUGAUUGGAAUCUUUAAAGGUCAAAACUUUGGAAAAGCUGUAGUAGAGAUUUGGGAUGGUAAUUGA
Melampsora larici-populina 98AG31 is the source of this 1259-nucleotide messenger RNA. RefSeq lists its product as uncharacterized. The coding region runs from base 162 to 1259 and encodes 365 amino acids. The record is from RefSeq and is a predicted model, not a curated record. The transcript is spliced from 3 exons. Gene Ontology annotation, molecular function: oxidoreductase activity, acting on the CH-CH group of donors, NAD or NADP as acceptor. NCBI's taxonomy places the organism in Eukaryota, Fungi, Basidiomycota, Pucciniomycetes, Pucciniales, Melampsoraceae.